Acipenser ruthenus (sterlet) is the source of this 3296-nucleotide messenger RNA. Its product is annotated as partitioning defective 6 homolog gamma-like. Gene Ontology annotation, molecular function: protein kinase C binding. The record is from RefSeq and is a predicted model, not a curated record. Gene Ontology annotation, biological process: centrosome cycle; establishment or maintenance of cell polarity; regulation of cellular localization. Bases 477 to 1763 code for a protein of 428 amino acids. Lineage: Eukaryota; Metazoa; Chordata; Actinopteri; Acipenseriformes; Acipenseridae. Gene Ontology annotation, cellular component: nucleus; cell cortex; apical plasma membrane. The transcript is spliced from 3 exons.
CCCCCACCGCUAUGAAUUCCAAGCAUAUCUAAAAUCCUAUAAUCUCUAAUGCAAGUCUUCACUGUGGUAACAAGAUCGUAUCUCUCUGUUAGCCUUUUGUACAAGCCGUUUAAAAAACUAGGGAAACCUGAAAAAACGCGUCCUCUACUGUUGUGGAGGUCCAGUGACUAUUCACCUCUCUCUUUCUCUCUCUCUCUCCCUCCCUCAUUCACACAGAUCCAGUUUCUUGGAUAGUGUUUGUAUCCUGAAUGGGCUGCGGUGAUGUCAUUGUAAACUUCACUCAGUCCUCAUUCAGACGCGGAGUGUUCUACUGUUCAUUCUGAUAAUCGAAACUCACAGAGCUCCUUUAGAACUUUACCCAUCCGGGAAAUAGAGUUUUAAAGAAACUUAACUUUGAGCAUCGUAAAUAACAAAGCAAUUCACUGACAGAUCUACAACAAGCCCUUGUCGGCGAGGGCGAGUGGGAUACUUACAAAAUGAACCGGAGUUUUAAUAAAUCUCAGACCUUGCGGUAUUUGGACUGUACUGCGGUGGAAGUAAAAAGCAAGUAUGGGGCAGAAUUCAGAAGAUUCUCCUUGGAUCGAUUCAAACCUGGCAAAUUUGAAGAGUUCUACAAGCUCAUUCUUCACAUUCACCGGUUAUCCAACAUUGAGGUCAUGCUCGGCUAUGCUGACGUCCACGGAGAUCUGCUACCCAUUAACAACGAUGACAACUUCUGCAAGGCUGUCUCCAUGGCCAACCCCUUGCUUAGGGUCUUCAUACAGAAACAAGAGGAAGUCGACUACAGCAGUUUCGGCACCAACACCCUGACGAGGCGGAAGAAAGCAGUGGUGACCCUCCGCAACGAUGUCAACCGCAAGCGGCCGCACAUCAGCAUCAGCAUGCCACAGGACUUCCGUCCUGUGUCCUCUAUCAUUGAUGUGGACAUUCUGCCCGAGACCCACCGACGGGUACGUCUCUACCGCCACGGCUCUGACAAGCCUCUGGGCUUCUACAUCCGGGAUGGCACCAGUGUGCGGGUCACCCCGCACGGUCUGGAGAAGGUGCCGGGCAUCUUCAUCUCGCGCAUGGUUCCGGGCGGGCUGGCGGAGAGCACGGGGCUCCUGGCGGUCAACGACGAGGUGCUGGAGGUCAACGGCAUUGAGGUGACGGGCAAGACCUUGGAUCAGGUGACAGACAUGAUGAUAGCCAACAGCCAUAACCUCAUCAUCACCGUGAAGCCUGUCAACCAGCGCAACAACAUCAUCCGCAGCAGCUGCACCUCCGGCAGCUCGGGCCAGUCCACAGACAGUGGCAGCUCCACCGGCCACCACAGCCUGCCGCCCCCCUCCGGCCUCAACCAGCACCUUCUUCAGAACUUCCACCCGGACGACAUGGACAGCGACGAGGAGGCCGAUAUUGUCAUCGAGAGCAGCCUCAAGCAGCCCAAGAAAACGGCGACGCCUCCUCCGAAACCACUGUCCCAACGUUCUUCUUCCAGAGGCCAGCUCCCAACGCCACCCAGUCCCCCACGGCCUCCCUCCACCAUCUCCAACGCCUCCACCUCUAUUGUACAGUCCCACCCCAGCAACGGCAACAACAACCUGAGCUUCAGACUGCACAAGGAACUCUCUCUCCAGCACCACAGCAACAGGGGAUCCAUCAGCAGGGAAAGCAACGGCAGCCUCCAUAAAAUCCUCAAUAGCUUGAGGACAGACCCCAGACACAGCCUUGUCCUGCCCAGAGGAGGAGUGGAGGAGGACGGCACCGUUAUCACACUUUAAAUUUUUUUUGUGGAUGCUCUUAAUUCUUGUAUCUCCUCUGUCUGUCUUACAGAAAAUCAAAUUUGAGAGACAAUAAUUAAGGUAUAAUAAAAAAAAAUGUACACUGUGUAAUUUAAAGCUAAGAGGUGGGUUGGCGCUCCCGUUUAUGAGGGGACCACAAUUUCCCUGUGGAGAAGAUUAACAGGUUUUGACCUUUUUUGUGAUUUCCAAGGACAUUUUGCUGCUAUAAUGGUUGAUAUUCCCAAUAGUCCAUUGUAAACUUAAAUUGAGAAUUGUUUUCAUUUUAAAAUAUACAGUAGAUGCUUCUUAAUUGCACAUGGAAUUUAAUCAAACAAUACAGCGUCCAUAUGAUUUCUCUCUGCUGAAAUCCAAUCACAUUUUGUGUAUGUGUUUUAAUUUAAGGGAUUACCAAAGUUUUGUGCUUGAAACUUGCCUUUUUACGUUUUGAAGUUUGAUUGAGUAGCUACAGGGAGUAGCACAGGGAAAACAAUGUAAGUCGUGUAAAGACGCAUUGUAUUUAAAUAACCACUCAUGCUAAUUUUCAUAUAGCCCUUUUAAAAAAAGCAACCAUCAAGAACAUAAUUAUAUUUACUCUAUUCACAAGAAUACAGUACUGUAUUGUACACCAAUACUACUGCCACCUAUUUACUACUGAUUAGUCAGAUCAAGAACAGCCAUUUAUAAUAAUGUUUUAAUGUUUUUAUGCAGAAAUGUAAAAGGAGAGAAAUUAUUUGAAGAAAAAAUAGAAUGAAAUGUUUUCUUCAUUUCCUGAUGUUUGGGACAGUCUCUUGCACAGUGCUUUACACAUAUUGAUGCUGAGGUUAAACAAUAGGUAUAACACUGAUGAAGGCAGUCACAUUCGUCAUAUUCAUUUAGUUUCUUAUAGUUUUACUGCUGAUGCUGAACAUAUAACACGGAAUCAUGCUUUCCAUGUCGUCGGAACUAAACGGUUUCAAUGACCGAACGCCAGAAAAACUCAAAGGGCCAGAUACAUCACAUGCUUUAACCAUAAUGCGUAUUUGCAUAUUCUUUCAUGAAAGGAAAAUAAAUGUGCUUAUGUUACAUAACUAGUAUUAUUAUUAUUUGUUUAUUUAGCAGACACCUUUAUCCAAGGCAACUUACAGAGACUAGGGUGUGUGAACUAUGCAUCAGCUGCAGAGUCACUUACAACUACGUCUCACCCAAAAGACGGAGCACAAGGAGGUUAAGUGACUUGCUCAGGGUCACACAAUGAGGCAGUGGCUGAGGUGGGAUUUGAACCAGGGACCAUUUUCUUUAACCACUGGACCACACAGGUAACAAACAAUGUUGCCUAUUGUUUUCCUGUCCUUUAAAAUUAAUCUUCAAAUGUCUUUGUUACUAGUUUUGUAACAAAUAUUUUAUAUAACAAAAACUGAUGCAAAUUGCAUUUGGGUAUAAACGCCUUGUGCAAUAAGGCAAACUGCCUUCCCUCACCUAAGGCAGAGGUGUGCAAUUAGGUGGCUUCUACUGCUGUUUCUGAAGUAUGGCUGUGGAGUUUUUUUUUGGGGGGGG